ACAAACUAGGGGUUUAAAAUGUCAAUCAAAUUUGGCAUUGCAGAAAAUUAAAAAAAAUUGACCCAGUUUUAUUUGUUUUACAAUUUUACAUAAAAUAUAGAGGUUGCUUUUGUUUAACAAAAAAAGUUAAAAUGUCUUGGAAAGAUGACAGAAGCAAAAAAAAAAGGGAGAAUUUGCGAGCGUUUAAGAAGCAUCACUAUAGAAACAUAUCAAAAAAUGAAAGAGAAAAUCCAUCCAGUGGUCGAUUGCGGCCUGAACCUGAAUAUAAUCAACGAGUAUUGGUUGAUAUUGCCGAUUCAAGUGAUGACAAAUUUAGUUUCCGAUCAAACCAAGUAGUUACAGGUUGGUCCCCACUAAAUAGCGAUGAUGAAGAGAUGUACGAAAGAAUGAAUGCACCAGAUUUUGAAACACUACGGGAUACACCAACAGGCAAUUCCUAUACCACACUAUCUUCUGAGAAAGAUUGGGAAACUGAUGCAAAUAGUAAAGACGAAGACAAAAACUUUGAAAAAAUUUCGUAUUUUACUUUGAACUUAGCCUUGAUAAAUGCUGGUUUGGAAACUAUUCCUUUUUAUAAAAGAAUGGAUUAUGACAGUAACAUGUUCGAGAAACAGGAAAUAAAGCGAAUGAAUGUAGAAGCUGAAAUGGCUGAAAGCAAAUAUCAAACAGUUUUAAAUACUUAUGAAUUAAAUAAAACAGGCACAAAAGAAAAUGAAUUACAAAAUCCAAGCAAAGAUAGCGUUUUAAAUGCUGAAGAAAAUUUAAAAAACGAAGAAGUCGAUGAAAUAUCUAAUACAGUGGGAGCUUUAACAGUUGAAAGUGAAAAAGAAAAUUUGUCUGAAUCACACACUGAAGACAAAAAACUAGAUGAGUCAACAAAACAAACGCCAGAUAAUACGGUUCAGGAGAUGCAAGAAUGGUUGGAUAAAGUUUUGGAAUGAACUCUUUAAAAAAAUUCAACGAUUUGUGCACAACUUACUACAAUACACAGCUUGCCUUAGAAUACAUUUGAUGCUUUACCACGCACGGCACUUGGAAUAUUGCGUCAAAAAAUUAUAACUUUAAACUUACAAUGAAUUUGAUUAGAUACCUAGGAAAUAAUUAUGAUUGCAAAGUGUGAUAUGUUGAGAAUAUGUAACUUAAAAAAACAUUUCAUAUUUGUAUAUUAUAUGAACGCCUAAAAAUCAAAUGUAAUUCCCUAAUUAGAAACACAAAAAAUAAA
This is a messenger RNA of Condylostylus longicornis, 1222 nucleotides long. RefSeq lists its product as uncharacterized. The record is from RefSeq and is a predicted model, not a curated record. Lineage: Eukaryota; Metazoa; Arthropoda; Insecta; Diptera; Dolichopodidae. Gene Ontology annotation, biological process: negative regulation of G2/M transition of mitotic cell cycle. The coding region runs from base 132 to 941 and encodes 269 amino acids. The transcript has 2 exons.